Molecule: messenger RNA, 378 nt
Organism: Lachancea thermotolerans CBS 6340
Lineage: Eukaryota; Fungi; Ascomycota; Saccharomycetes; Saccharomycetales; Saccharomycetaceae
Gene: MLO1
Product: Mlo1p
Exons: 1
Coding region: 1-378 (125 amino acids)
Source: RefSeq, a predicted model, not a curated record
AUGUUUCGGUUUCAGGCACCUUUCGCUACGCUAAGCCGCCGUCAAAGUACGUUUGCAUACAAAAAGUGGGUUGACCUUGAAACCUCUCAAAGGCAGCAAUUCAUAAAAGGCUUUGUCGAGAACUACAGAAAGCAAUACCCAGGUUCAAAGACUAAUGUGUCGUUAAAGGGUUUAGCCCUCGGGAUGGAGGACCACGCGGAUGCUCCCACGGUUUUUGGAAUAUUUUAUGAUGACAUUUGGGGCCUAUGUAAAAAGUCUAAGGAAAGCUUAUAUUCAGGGGAGAAAAGUGCAGCACAGCGAAAUGAUAUCAAACAGACUGGUCGAUUCGGGCAUGAAAGUUUCUACGAUCUCUUGGUUGGGAAGGAGGGCGAUCAUUGA